Molecule: messenger RNA, 372 nt
Organism: Calliphora vicina (urban bluebottle blowfly)
Lineage: Eukaryota; Metazoa; Arthropoda; Insecta; Diptera; Calliphoridae
Product: neuropeptide-like 3
Exons: 2
Coding region: 46-372 (108 amino acids)
Source: RefSeq, a predicted model, not a curated record
CUUUUUCCAAUUUUUUUUUUCUUCUUCAAAACUCUACUCAACAAAAUGUUCAAAUUGGUGGUGUUGUGUGCUCUUCUUGCCGUAGCUGCUGCUCGUCCCGGUUACUUGUCAGCCCAUGGGCCUUUGGUUUAUUCCGCCCCCGCAACUGUGAUCCAUGAACCAGCAUAUGCUAAAGUCGGUGCCAUUGUUAAAUCCAUACCCACUGCCGUUUCGCAUCAAUCGAUUUCCCAGGUGCAUAGUUCAGCUCAUGUGGUGCAGCCCAUCGUUGCUCCUGUUGUCAAGACAACCAUUGCUGCUGCUCCCAUUUUACAUGCUGCUUAUGCUGCUCCUGCCAUUUCUUAUGCUCAUGGUCUACAUUUGCCCUCCUGGUAA